UUGAAUAAAGAAUCAUCAAAAGCAUCAUUGCAUUACGCUCGUAAAGCAAACCAAUUGGCCAAACGUGCCCUUACUACAUUCGACGAAUUCCUAUCCACAUUCGUUCGAACGCCCGGUCAACAGAAUAGUCAAAAACCUCGCAAAUUCGCAGAAGACGAGAUUCGCCCGGUUAUGCUUGCCCACUUCUAUUCUGCUCGAUUACAUUCCCGUCUGAUCACGGUCAAUCCGAACGAGUACAUUCGUAAUAUAACUCGAUCGCUGGCCGAAUACCGAAUUGUCGUAUCGAUCGUGGAAAAUCAUGUACAAUAUCAUCCACGCAGCCCGGUCCAAAAUGCCGAGGAGUUGAAGAUCGCACGAGACAUGUGCAACCUGCUCCCAGUACGACUAACCCGACUAGCUCGGGGCGAACCGAUUGCGGCGGUCAAUGCGUGA
Messenger RNA from Echinostoma caproni, 432 nucleotides. Lineage: Eukaryota; Metazoa; Platyhelminthes; Trematoda; Plagiorchiida; Echinostomatidae. The record is from the annotation of a GenBank genome assembly.